Molecule: messenger RNA, 2643 nt
Organism: Leucoraja erinaceus (little skate)
Lineage: Eukaryota; Metazoa; Chordata; Chondrichthyes; Rajiformes; Rajidae
Gene: ptpn11b
Product: protein tyrosine phosphatase non-receptor type 11b
Exons: 16
Coding region: 745-2505 (586 amino acids)
Biological process (GO): protein dephosphorylation
Molecular function (GO): protein tyrosine phosphatase activity
Source: RefSeq, a predicted model, not a curated record
GUUUUGCAAAUGAUGUUAACAUUAUUACAGCAGUUGUCAGUCCCUGGUAGCUCAAUCUGGGAAUUAAACUUCAGAAUAAAUCUGUAUAUUGCAGUAAGUGGAAUAUUUUGGUGCUCUGUACAUACUAUGCUUGAAAGGGAAUGAGGAAAUAUUUUCAUCCAAGUUAUCUGUCUGUACAUGCUUUCAUGCUGAUAGCUGCAAGAUUACCAAGCAGGAAAAUAAAAAUGGGUAUACAGUCAGUUGACAUUUAAGAGCUCAUGUUACAAUUACAUGAUAUGAAAUGUUGGGCAAAGAUGUUGUUUCUCAACCAAUUCAUUAAAUACUAAGCAGAACAAUUGUGCAUUUUUUUAACAAGUAAAUAUUUGAAGGAAACUUAAGUUGUUAAAUGUCUUAUAACAUGAACCAGCAUUAGACCUGGUGGUGUGUUACUUCCUAAAAAUGUCUGCUGUUUUCUCUGAGAUAGGACUUUGAUCUGAUUUCCUUUUCCGCUGCACAACCUCAUUGAAGCAGCUGUCGUCACUGCCUACAACUAUACUGAGGUACACUCCUAAUAUAAAAUGCAGUAUCUCUAAACUAGUGUUGCAACCUGUUUGUUAUAGCAUUCAUCUAACUCUCUGACCAAGCGGCAAAUCCUGAUUAAGCCACUCUAUUUCCACAAGCUGUUUAGAAGUUUUUGACUUCUAUAUAUUAAUCUGGAUUAACGUCUGUUGGCUUUAUGUGUAGGGCUGAAGAGCUUUGGACAGUAUGGUGAGGUGGUUCCAUCCGAAUAUAACAGGGAUUGAAGCAGAACAGCUCUUAUUAUGUCGAGGAGUUCAUGGGAGUUUCCUAGCUCGGCCCAGCAAAAGCAACCCGGGUGACUUCACUUUAUCAAUUAGGCGAAAUGCUGAAGUAACGCACAUAAAGAUUCAGAACUCAGGUGACUAUUAUGAUCUUUAUGGAGGAGAAAAGUUUGCAACGUUGGCAGAGUUGGUUCAACAUUACACAGAGCAAGAAGGUCUUCUACGAGAGAAAAAUGGAGAUGUGAUUGAACUGAAGUACCCCCUGAACUGCCGAGAUCCAACAUCUGAAAGGUGGUAUCAUGGACAUCUGUCAGGUAAAGAUGCUGAAAAACUUCUGACUGAUAAAGGAAAACCUGGAAGUUUCCUGGUGCGAGAAAGUCUCAGUAAACCAGGGGAUUUUGUCCUUUCAGUGCUAACCAAUGAAGAAAAAGUUGAAAAUGGAGAUCGCAAACCAAGAGUGACACAUGUGAUGAUUGGGUAUCAGGCUGGAAAAUAUGAUGUUGGUGGAGGCGAAAGAUUUGAUACCCUUACUGAUCUGGUGGAACACUACAAAAAAAACCCAAUGGUGGAAGUUUCUGGUAUUGUCGUUCACCUUAAACAGCCAUUUAAUGCCACAAGGAUAAAUGCUGCAAACAUAGAGAAUCGGGUGAAAGAGCUCAAUAAAACAGCAGAUAACACAGAAAAGGCCAAACAAGGUUUCUGGGAAGAGUUUGAGCUCCUUCAGCAACAAGAACAUAAACUACUGUAUAGCAGGAAGGAAGGCCAGAGAAUAGAGAACAAAAACAAAAACAGAUACAAAAAUAUUCUACCAUUUGAUAAUACCAGAGUUAGCCUGAAGGAAGUCGAUGAAAGUGUAGUGGGAGCUGAUUAUAUCAAUGCUAAUGAUAUCACAAAUGGAAAAAGUGGAGAUGACUGUAAAAACUACAUUGCAACGCAAGGCUGCCUUCAGAAUACCAUCAAUGAUUUUUGGAAGAUGAUUUAUCAGGAAAAUGCCCAUGUCAUUGUCAUGACAACCAAAGAAAUAGAAAGAGGAAAGAAUAAAUGCGUUCGCUACUGGCCAGAUUUGGAAACUUCAAAAGAGUAUGGCUUGAUUUCAGUGCGGAAUCUGGAAGAACGCAUGGCACAAGAUUACAUUGUACGAGACUUGGAGGUCACACGAAUAGACCAGAAUGUCCUUCCUCGGCACAUAUGGCAUUAUCAGUAUCUCAGCUGGCCUGACCAUGGGGUUCCCAAUGAACCAGGAGGAGUGUUGAGUUUCCUGGACCAAGUAAACAGAGCACAGCAGAGUAUUCCAGACAUGGGACCUAUUAUAGUGCACUGCAGUGCUGGCAUUGGGAGAACAGGAACCAUAAUUGUCAUAGAUAUGUUAAUAUCUGACAUCAGUAGACAAGGUUUGGACUGUGAUAUAGACAUCCCAAAAACUAUCCAAAUAGUACGGAAACAAAGAUCAGGAAUGGUACAAACUGAGGCUCAGUAUAAGUUCAUAUACAUGGCUGUACAACAAUAUAUUGAAACUGUUCAGAGAAGACUACAGGAAGAACAGAAAAACAAAACUAAGGACCGAGAGUAUUCUAAUAUCCGAUAUCUUCCUACGGAGGUGAAGACCAAAAGACAAGCAGGCACAUCUCGUGAUUUUUCAUUGUCAAAAGAAGAAUCAUCCUGUCUUUAUGAAAAUUUAAACAUCAAAACUUCUAAAGCAUCAGGAGGCAGCAAUGCAAAAAGAUAAAAGCACCAAGUGAACUGGCUGCUAUUUCCUCUGUUUACAUAAAGCUUCGGCCUGCACCUGCAUUGACGAUUGUUCAACCACAGCUUGUCUCUGGAUCCCUGUGCUCUGCACUUCCGUGAACCAAAUGCCUGAAGAAAA